AUGAGCGACCUCAGCAAGAACGAAAUUGAAAGGGCAUCCUUCGCCUUCUCCAUCUACGACUUUGAGGGCAACGGCAAAGUCGAUGCCUUCAACCUUGGUGACAUCUUGAGGGCACUCAACUCCAACCCCACUGUCGCGACCAUUGAAAAGCUCGGAGGCACCAAGAAGAAGGGCGAGAAAAUGCUUUCGCUUGAAGAGUUCCUUCCCAUCUACAGCCAAUGCAAGAAAGACAAAGACCAGGGCUGCUAUGAAGACUUCUUGGAAUGCCUUAAGCUGUACGACAAGAACGAGAACGGUCUUAUGCUUGGCGCUGAGCUCACACACACACUUCUUGCUUUAGGUGAGAAGCUUGAGGACAGUGAAGUAGCGGAAAUCACAAAGGACUGCAUGGACCCUGAAGAUGAUGACGGCAUGAUCCCAUAUGCAUCUUUCCUCAAAAAAGUAGUUGCGGGUUGGCAGGGCCCUCAGCAAGCGGCGGCAGCGCCGGCGGAGGCGGCAGAGGCGCAGGGU
Molecule: messenger RNA, 510 nt
Organism: Brenthis ino (lesser marbled fritillary)
Lineage: Eukaryota; Metazoa; Arthropoda; Insecta; Lepidoptera; Nymphalidae
Source: the annotation of a GenBank genome assembly